Molecule: messenger RNA, 1188 nt
Organism: Zerene cesonia (dogface butterfly)
Lineage: Eukaryota; Metazoa; Arthropoda; Insecta; Lepidoptera; Pieridae
Exons: 9
Coding region: 1-1188 (395 amino acids)
Biological process (GO): negative regulation of phosphatase activity
Molecular function (GO): phosphatase binding
Source: RefSeq, a predicted model, not a curated record
AUGUUUGAAGAGGAAGACGAGGAUGCUUUUGAAAGUUUAUAUGAAAAUGGACACUGGAUUUGGAACGAUGAAGCAGAAAAAUUGCAAUUUAUUAGCGAUAUGCCAGUAAUGAUAGCAGACGACUACGAAUUACCAUCAACUGCUUUAACCAAUGUGGAGUUUAAAGAUGAUGUUGAUUUAAUAGAACAGCAACGAUUUCGAAAAUACAUGCAAAGAAAACCCGAAGAUGAUGACGUUGUAACGCUUCAAGACUUGAAAGACGUCGUGUUAUUCACCGCACCAACAUCGAUACUGUCUCCUGCGUUGAUAAACUUGUUACACUUGUCUACCACAGAACGUUUCCUGCGGGCUUUAAUAUUAUACAUUCAGUACUUCUUACAGAUCACAGAUGAAAUGAAUUAUCGCACGUUAGAAUUAGAAACGAAAAUACGAACCGAGAAUAGUGAUCAAAUCGAAUUGAAAUACCAGGAAGAUCUGGAAGAUUUACGACUUCUUGUCGCUAAAGAAUAUUGCAUCAUUAUUUUAGGAAAGGAUGCCCUGGCACCAUUUCAUCAUAUGGGUGUGGAUAAAAGACAGUCAUUAUCAAAAAAGGACUCUAUUUUAUAUGAAACUUUGCUACGUAUAUCGAUACAAAUUGUAUGGAUAGCACUCGGUAGAAAAUGCUAUAAUUAUAUAGAGCUAGAGGUCAACCGAAUAUUCAAAUCAGAGAUAUUCAAUACGGCAGAGCAUAAGUUGAAAUCAAAUUACUUCAAUAACAUAAUUCCUAGAGAGCGACGUGUGCUUCUUGGACACUGCUUGAAUCAAGGACAAAAAUUAAACACUGCAUCGCCAUUAAUUAACGAAGUUUUUUGCAAUCGUCAUAUGGACUUUCGUCACUUGGGACUCGGUGUUGUAAAAUAUUCAGGAUUAAGUCAACGACUUAUGAUCUUGGAAACAUUUCUAUGUGCACCUGAGACGAAAUUUCCCAAGUUAAAUCUAUCCCUAGGUAUUAUGGGUAUUUUUCGAUCACGCUUUGAUAUAAUGUUACAUGAAAUUAAAGCUGCUCCAACCAAUGCAAGCGCAUCUUUUAGUACUUCCAGGACCACUACACAUAGGACAUCUCGAAAUUCUAGAAAAAGUACAGUAUCAGCUGUUCCAGAAAAACUUAUUCCAGAUUUAUAUAUUCCUGAGAAGACUGAAUCACCGUAA